AUGGAGCUCCAAAACCUGCUCCUCCUGUUGCUCGCAGGGUCCCUGGCCCUGACCGAGACCCGGGCGGGCUCCCACUCCCUGAGGUAUUUCGACACCUCUGUGUCCCGGCCCGGCCUCCGGGAGCCCCGCUUCAUCUCUGUGGGCUACGUGGACGACACGCAGUUCGUGCGCUUCGACAGCGACGCCGAGAACCCGAGGACAGAGCCGCGGGCGCCGUGGAUACAGCAGGUGGAGCAGGAGUACUGGGACCGGAACACACGGUACGCCAAGAACACCGAGUUGUCUUUCAGAGCCAACCUGCAGACACUGCUUCGCUACUACAACCAGAGCGACACCGGCUCUCACACGCUCCAGUGGAUGUAUGGCUGUAAGGUCGGGGCAAAUGGGCGCUUGCUCCGCGGGUACAUGCAGUUUGCCUAUGAUGGAACAGACUACAUCGCCCUCAACGAAGACCUGCGCUCCUGGACCGCUACCGACGCAGCAUCCCAGAGGAGCAAGCUCAAAUAUGAGAGCUCCAGCGAGGCUGAGCACCACAGGACCUACCUGGAACGCGAGUGUGUGGAGUGGCUGCGCAGAUACCUGGAGAUGGGGCAGGAGACUCUGCAGCGCACAGACCCUCCCACAGCACAUGUGACCCACCACCCAGUCUCUGACCAGAAGGCCACCCUGAGGUGCUGGGCCCUGGGCUUCUACCCCAAGGACAUCACACUCACCUGGCACCGAGAUGGGGAGGACCUGACCGCGGACAUGGAGCUGGUGGAGACCAGGCCUGCAGGGGAUGGAACCUUCCAGAAGUGGGCAGCUGUGCUGGUGCCUUCUGGAGAGGAGCAGAGAUACACGUGCCACGUGGAGCAUGAGGGGCUGCCUGAGCCCCUCACCCUGAGAUGGGAGCCUCCUCAGGCCACUGUACCCAUGUGGGGAGUCAUCAUUACCCUGGUCCUCCUGGCAGCUGUGCUCAUUGGAGCUUUGGUCGCUGUUGUGAUGAUAAAGAGAAAGCGCUCAGGUGGAAAAAGAAGAAACUAUGCUGAAACUACAAUGCCACUACUGCCCUGGGAUCUCACAGAAACUUGGUGUUGGUCCAGCAUUUUUGUAAAGGAUGGGGACCUGCACGUGGAGGGAAGGACGUCAGAGUGGUGGAUGGGUGUUCUGGGCACCUCACGGGAAUAUUUUCUGCUCAGGCUUCUAACAACUGCACAUCCACCAAGCGCCGGUAUGAGCCUGAGCUCCAUUCUCCUGCCCUGCUCUGUAGCAGUCACUUCUGCAGCAUCCAGCUGGUUGUCUAAUCCUGUCAGCGAGGCUUCCGCCAGCACUGAAGCUUUCCAACUACAGAGAGCCACCAGUCAGGCGGGCAGAUGGCCAAACAUCCUGUUGAGACUGAGAAAAGUCGAAGGAAAGAUGAGAGUCAAAGAUGGCAUGGCUGGAGCCAGCACCAUGGAAUAGCAAGCUAAAAUUCCACCCGUGGCGCUAACAUCCCAUAUGGGUGCCAGUUCACUUCCAAUCCCACUCCCUACUAAUGUUUCUGGGAAAGUGGUAGAAAAUAGCCCAAGGGCCCAGCACAGUGGCCUAGCAGCUAAAGUCCUCACCUUGAAAGCACUGAGAUCCCAUG
This is a messenger RNA of Ochotona princeps (American pika), 1606 nucleotides long. RefSeq names its product patr class I histocompatibility antigen, A-2 alpha chain-like. Gene Ontology annotation, biological process: positive regulation of T cell mediated cytotoxicity; immune response; antigen processing and presentation of endogenous peptide antigen via MHC class I via ER pathway, TAP-independent. NCBI's taxonomy places the organism in Eukaryota, Metazoa, Chordata, Mammalia, Lagomorpha, Ochotonidae. Gene Ontology annotation, molecular function: peptide antigen binding; signaling receptor binding. The record is from RefSeq and is a predicted model, not a curated record. The coding region runs from base 1 to 1440 and encodes 479 amino acids. The transcript is spliced from 8 exons. Gene Ontology annotation, cellular component: external side of plasma membrane.